Messenger RNA from Ctenocephalides felis (cat flea), 3672 nucleotides. RefSeq lists its product as uncharacterized. The record is from RefSeq and is a predicted model, not a curated record. The coding region runs from base 1 to 3672 and encodes 1223 amino acids. Gene Ontology annotation, molecular function: nucleic acid binding; RNA-DNA hybrid ribonuclease activity. NCBI's taxonomy places the organism in Eukaryota, Metazoa, Arthropoda, Insecta, Siphonaptera, Pulicidae. The transcript has 7 exons.
AUGGAAUCAGGGCCAUACGGCGAAGCCGAUGCCCAGUCGGACGACAUAGACAGUGUUUAUAAAAUCGGUAUAAGUGUAGCAGGAAUGGGCCACGUGACUAGCCAGUGUAAAGGUAAAGCGAGGUGCAGCUAUUGUGCACAAGAACACAGUUUCAAGGAUUGUGUAAAUAAAGAUAAGAAUCCGAUUUGUGCGUUAUGCAAUGGGGAGCAUCAAGCUAUAGAUAAAAAGUGCGAAAAAUAUUUGUUUCAUAUGAAAAUUAAAAAUAUAAUGAACGAAAAUAACAUAAGUUUCAGAGAAGCCAGGGCAUUUAUAAACAAUAGAACAUAUGCCAACGUCAUAAAUCCGGACAUAGAAAUCAGAAACAAAGUGAAAUUUCCUGAAUUGCCCAAUACGCAGCAGGAAAAACAUGCAGAAAUAAAUCAACAGCUUGUAACCACGAAGCCUUCAACAACAAUAUCUAAACAGACAUAUAGGAAUAGCAAUUCCAUAAACGUAACAAAUUACGGUGACAACAACAAAACAAUCGAAAAUAUGUCCAGUACACAGGAGCGAAACAGAUCUGUUACAGCUAAUAAGGCCAGUAUUGAACAUUUCCUUUAUGAAAAUGAAAUUUCAAUCGCGGCUUUCACUGAAACAUGGUUUAAACCGGAAUAUCAAUACUCUUUCAGAGGAUAUCGAAUGUUUCGCAAAGACAGGGAAGAUGGAUAUGGAGGAGCAGCAAUCAUUGUUAGAAAUGACAUAAAUUGUGAGGAAUUUCCUUCAGUCAACAAUAAUGAGAAUAUACAAAUAUGCGCCGCCAUAAUUAAAACAGAUACUCCAUUUUGCAUUCUCUCAGUAUAUUGCUCUACUAGAACAGAAUUAGAUUUUUCAGAUAUCAAGGACACUAUCUCAACAAUCAACAUGAGCUUUUUAAUUACUGGCGAUUUUAAUUGUCAUCAUAUGGCAUGGGGAAGCAAAUACAAUAGCAGGGAAGGUAAUAUGUUAUAUGAAAUCAUAGAGGACAACGCAAUACUAAUUCUUAAUGACGGACGUCCAACUACAGUAGCAAAUAAAUACAGGAGUGCUACGAACAUAGAUCUAACACUGUGCUCAGGAAAUUUUAUAGAUACUAUUAAAUGGGAUGUAUGCCAAGAGGUAUUGGGAUCGGAUCAUUUGCCUAUAACAAUAACUUUGGAGAUAAAGGUGCCUUUGGUCAUAAGAACGCGCCCUACAAAAAAGUGGAAUAUAAAAUUUGCUAACUGGCAGGGAUACUCCCGAGAUAUUAUGCAAUAUAUCCAAACAGGACAAAUCUCAGACGAUAUAACAGCGAGAUAUAAACGUAUCAUACAGAUUACCGAAAAAUCUGCAGAGAAAAAUAUAAAACAAUAUAAAGAAAUUAAGAGACCGAUUUUUAAGCCAGCGAUAUGGUGGGAUCAAGAUUGCGAAAAAGCCAUUUCAGAUCGAAGAACAACAUAUAAAAAGAUGCGUCAGCAUUACUUUGUUUCGGACAAUCGUAAAGAAAAUAUAGGAGUAUAUUGUGAAGAAAGCGCACUGACAAGGAAUUUCAAAUUAGAGGAAUUAGAGGAUGCAUUAAAAAAGAGGAAAAAUACGGCUCCUGGAUAUGACAAUAUACCGUAUACGAUGAUAAAAAAUUGGCCUACGGAAAUGAAAAUUGAAUUACUAACUGUAUUCAACCAAAUCAUAGCAAAUAAUUGGAUUCCCGAAGAGUGGAGGAAAAUUAUAAUAGUUCCAUGUAUGAAGCCACACAGAAGACCCUUGGAAAUAGACUCAUAUCGACCCAUUUCCUUAAUAUCAUGCAUCGCUAAAACUUUUGAAAGAAUUGUAAAAGAGAGAAUAGAUAGAUAUAUUGAAAAUAAAGAAGUUUUAAAUAAUUCUAUGUUUGGUUUCCGGAGAGGGAAAAGUACGUUGGACUUACUGAGCAAAUUAACAAAUGAUAUACAUAUAUCCAAUUCGUAUAAUCAAUAUAUGUUGGUAAUCUCGAUGGACAUAGAAAAGGCACAAUUAUAUAUUCGAACCGACUCAGGUCUAAUUGGCCCUAGAGUUAUGAACAAAGGUCUCACUCAGGGUUCAAUAUUGAGCCCCAUCUUGUUUAAUAUAUACAUGGCAGAUUUUAAAGUAGUAACAGAACCGAAUGUUAAAAAAUUGCAAUAUGCAGACGACAUUUAUCUGUAUGUAUCUUGUCCAACUAUGGAUAGAUGUAUUUCAUCGAUGAGCAAUGCUAUCGAGGAGAGCAGAAGAUGGUUAUUGGACAAUAACCUGAAUUUAUCACAGGAUAAGUUUUCUGCAGCUAUCUUUACCAGACACAGAAAAGAACAUACUAGGAGACAAAUAAGGAUAGGAUGUCAGGAGAUACAAAUAAAAGAAAAUAUUAAAGUUCUGGGCAUCAAUUUGGAUAAGAAAAUGAAUUUUAAAAAGCAUUUGGACAGGAUUCAAUACUCGGCGAUAAGAACAUGUUUGGGGGCAUUUCGAUCAACUCCAACGAAUGCAUUAAUAGCUGAAGCAGGUGAACCUCCACUAAGCAUUAGAAAGCAGAUCCUAUCAAAUAGAUUCUUAAUAAAAAAAUAUAAUGGAGCAUGUGAUGAUAUACCGAAACAAUUAGAAGUAUUAGCGAGGCUACAUUUUACCAAUAUAUAUUGGAGAAAUAGACCAAUCCCACCCUUGAUAAAUAGCUUUUAUGAGCUGAAACCAUACGAAGAGGAUGUAAUAAUGAAUAAAAAGUUGCCAAUUUAUCAUCUUACGAAUGAAUACACAUCAACAAAAUAUUGCAUAGUAAUGGAUAUGGAUUUAACUCACUUGACACAUUUGAAUGAUACCGCAAAAAAUAAAGAAUUUCAAAAUAAUGUGGCUAGAAGAUGGCCAGGAUAUGUACACAUUUACACAGACGGAUCUAAAGCAGGGUACAGUUGUGGUUGCGCUAUAUUUGUGCCAUAUCACAAUUUUAGUAAGAGAAUUAAGCUACCAAAUUAUGCGUCUAAUUACACAGCAGAAAUGGUGGCUAUAUACUGUGCUGUAAAUUAUGCGUGGGAGAAAAACAUCACGAAAACAAUUAUAUUUAGUGACAGCAAAGCAUGUAUAUCAGCGAUAGCGAACCCAAAUAGAAGAUCAAAUAACAUGAUAAUAGAAAUUAUAAAUAAAAUGAAUGCAAUAAAUAAUGGCAUAAAUUCUUUAAUAUUGACGUGGAUCAGGGGACAUUCAGGUAUCACAGGAAAUGAGAUUGCUGAUACUCUUGCAAAAGAAGCUGGUCAAAUUGGAGUACAAUGUGAAAAAAUACCUGCGUUGGAGCUGAAAAAUUUAAUCAAAGAGCGGAGCAUAGAUGUGUGGCAAAAAGACUUCUCAACGUCAACAAAAAGCAAGGGUAUAAUUUAUGCCCUGUCAAAAGAAAAGGUAUCUCAAACAACCUGGUUCAAAAAUGAUACAAGCAGUAGGAAAUUCGUAUCAACAAUUACAAGAUUAAGGCUGGGGCAUACAAUGUGCAAGAUUCAUCUCUGGAGGUUAGGAAUAAUCCAAGAUUAUAUAUGCCAAUGUGGUGACGAACCGGAGACAAUAGAUCAUAUGUUCUGGGAAUGCAGAAUGUAUGAGAAUCCAAGAAGAAAUAUGUAUCAGAAACUGCAAAAAAAAAAUAUUAUAUUUCCAGUAAACACACAAGGAACUCUCAUCAGCAAUUGCUUAUAG